This is a messenger RNA of Megachile rotundata (alfalfa leafcutting bee), 1752 nucleotides long. RefSeq lists its product as uncharacterized. NCBI's taxonomy places the organism in Eukaryota, Metazoa, Arthropoda, Insecta, Hymenoptera, Megachilidae. The record is from RefSeq and is a predicted model, not a curated record.
GAAGUCAGUCGCAUGGACACUAAAAUCAUGUUUAGUAUAUAAAGACGUUUUAAUCAGUGCAAAGUCGUACAUGCGAGUAACAGGCGAUACGGAUUUAUCGCUAUUUGCAAUACAAACAAGAAAGUGAGGUAAAGAAAAGCUUAAAAUAGUUUGGUAGUCGGUAAACGGGGCGAAUAUGUGUGUCACACAAUGUUUGCAAUCACAAAUUACAUUUCAUGAUGCAUCCGAGACGAGUUACGCUUUCACGAUGCGCCGUUGAUUCCCUUGUUCUAAUCAAGGCGACAGUGAAUUUAAAACAAGGCGUAAAUACAUGCUUGAUCGCCUUUAACGUAUCUCCCGCAAGAUAAGAGCGAAAGACAAUAAUAGGGGCGACAAAAGAGUUUUCGCCAUUCAAUUGGUAUCUAUUCGUGUCUAUAUUUGUUCGUGCACAUGAAUACCGCGCUCGUCUCUUUGUUGUGCCGUUUUCUUCUGUCGAUUCAUUAUUAACGAUCAACCGAAAUCGCCGUCUCGCCUUCGUAAACAUACUGCGUGAAGAAGUAUGAGACAAUGGAACGUAAAGAACCUAACGAAUACACUCGCCUCCUUUACGGUAAAUCAAUCUACGAGGCGAUACAAAUCAAUGGAUCUAAUGGAAAACAGAAGGACCCAGAAUCGGUGAAUGACAACUUUAGAUACUAUACUAUUGAACCAAUAUGGAUGAAUAUUCGAUUAUGCAUAUUUUGGUUUCUAUGGGUAUUAUUGAUAGUGGUGCUCCUUGCAUCCAUACUAUCUUAUUGUUGUUUGCAAAUACAAACAUGUACUAAUCUCGGGAAAAUAAUUACCUUGAAUGCCACAAGAGCAUAAAUUUUCCACAUACCGAAGAACGUGAAACUAAUCAAAUGUUUCCGGCAAAAUCCGUGAUAGAAGAUCAGUUGUCGAAAAAAGAUAGUUAUCUUUUAGAUAUAGGAUAAGGUCGUAAUUGCUUAUGCUGCGAAACUGAACGGAGAUCUAAAGACGGCGAGAGAUUAGGACGAAACCAAUUAGGAAGCAACAUAAUAAAUAUUAAGUAGAUUGUACAUACGUGUAUUAUUUUUUUAUUUGUAUAUUUAUCUGUGUAAAAGAAUGUACGUAUCAAUCAUAUUGUAAAAAACUAUUUAUAAAUAUCUCAUGGUAAUUUGUAUUAUUAAUAAAUGCAGCUGUCAUGCAAACGAUACGCACAACUGACGAUUUAUGCCCUGCUUUUUUCAUACAAGCAACGUCAGCAUGUUACACGUACGAAUCGAGCAACAUUUAUAUUUAUUAUAUACAGAAAUUAGAAAAUUUAAGAAUUUGAAUGUCAUAGAAUUCUUUUCUAUUCUCUACAUCUGGGUGGAACAAAAGACGAGAAUUUUUGCUAAAUAUUGUUCUUAAGUAUAUAAAUAACUUUCAUGCCUUCACUUGGCACUCAUGUCGGCCUUAGAAAAUAGAAUAUAAUGUUUCUGAAGUUUUCAACCUAUCCACCCUUCUACUUACUGAGAUUUUACUUAAAAAUUACUAAAGGGACGUCAAAAAUGGUUUCGCUCGAUAUCUUUUACAUCAAGCCGUCCCUGCGUGGAAGUAUUCGUCGAUGAAACGAUCAGUUCUGGGCUAUGGUGUUAUGGAACCCCAGGCAAAAUAUUGUACGAAACGAAUUUUUUUAAUCGUUUAAACAUCUUUUAAACGAUUCUUAACUAUUGUAUACAUAUUUGUAAAAAUCUUUGAAUAAAUUAAUAUAAAAAUAAGCGUACAAACUGA